AUGGACGUCGUGGGCUCGUCAUGCAGCGGCGGCAACCUGAAGCAGCUGGACCGCCGCCAUCCUCACCUCGUCCCCUCGUCAUGGUCAUUCGCCGCCUCUGAGCCCGCCGGUUGUCGCUCUCCAAGAACCGAGAACGGAGGCAGCGCCGCCAUGGCGGGGAAGAAAAAGAUCGCCGAGUCCCUCGGUGGAAGCAAUGAGGGACGGGGCAAGGCGACCUCCUCCCUCUUGUGGAAUGACGUCACCUCCUUCUCCGACUCUCCUCCUUCGGGGAUACACAGCAGCUCCAGCAUCGAGGUCGCAUUUCUUUCUUUCUCUCUCUCUCUCUCUCAUCGUCAGAAACUGUGUAUCCUCUUCCGUUUUCUUGUUGCCCCCUGUUGAUGCCCUUCAAACGGAUUUUCUUGCCGGUUCUUACUGCUGUUUCCUAUCCGGCAUUCCUGGGGAUCUUCAGAGGCGGCGCGGAGAAGAGAGCAAGAAGGCGACGUCGUCUGAAGCGGGACGGCGGAGAUGGAAUGGACCCGAUCGGCUAGAAUUCCAGCGAGAGGAUUCAGAUUCGCCGUUGCUGAGGAGAAGAGCCAACGGUAGCUCCUCCCCUCGCGCUCGAGAUUUCUCUGCCUCCGAGUUACCUCUCUGAAUCGUUUCUCUGGAUUCGCUAUGAAAGAUGCGGAGAGUGCCUCCAAGUCUUGGAGCCACCGCAGCUCCGAUUACGAGGGUCGGCAAUCCGUCGUCUCCUCGGAGUACUUGUCUUGCGACUCAUCUCUUACCGACGCCGGCGACGGGGAAGAAGAAGAAGAAGAAGAGCAAGGGAGAGAACGCAGAUAUAGCGGAGCAGCCAACCUUUCCUCAGGUCUCUAAGCGGAAUCUUCUCUUUGACUGACAACGGCGAUGGUUUCUACCUGCUGAAGGUUUCCAUGGUAUCGAACGUUUUACAGGCGGCAAUGGGGAUCAGAAUCACUGCUCCAUCGACGAGGAUCUCCAAUGGGAGGGCCCAAGGAACAGCAGACCAGCCGUCUGCUCUCUCUCCUCAGAGGACGCGAGGAUCAUAGUCGAGGCUCGGCUCGCGCAGUGGCAGGAAGCCAGAACAGCCAAGCUCAAGAACAAGUAA
Molecule: messenger RNA, 1102 nt
Organism: Spirodela intermedia
Lineage: Eukaryota; Viridiplantae; Streptophyta; Magnoliopsida; Alismatales; Araceae
Source: the annotation of a GenBank genome assembly